GAGUCCAAGAGAGCGUGUUCUAUGGGGGUUCGGCUGAUAUUUUCUUUUUCAGGGGAUGAACAAUCAGUAUGUCCGCCGGGAGGUCUUCUGCCGGAACACCUGCCACGAGCUCAAACGCUUCUGGGAAAGAGAAAUUGGCAAACAGACUUAUUACCGAGAAUCAGAAGAGCAUCGCCUGGGAAGAAGUGCACUGGGAAAGCUCAGAGAAGAAUGGAAGCAGAAACUGGAAACAAAGCUGAGACUACGGAACAAUUCAGAUGAGACAGAAAAGCAGGCCAAUGUUGGCCAAGAGCUUCACUGACACAAGAGGAUACAAAGCACUGAGGUCACUCUGCCAGGACAAGCCAGUGCAAAUCUCUGAGUCCCUUUGCUACACCAUACAGAUCCCAUACUAUUGUUUCCCCUACCUGUAAAUCCUGUGGGGAUUUACCUGUGAAUCCUUCCCCACUGCUGAGUGGGAAUUAUUAGCCAAGGCAGUCCUCUCUGCAUGGGGACCAGAAUAUUAUCCCCAAUGUGUCUAAAGACGAGAUUAUCUAACAGCAAAGCUCCAGGCAGCAUACUUUAUUUCCAUAUAAUUAUCUUCUAAUUAUGAAAUCCCAGUAUUUGAAAUUCUAAGCACAUGAGGGGGGAUGAUUUUCACGGUCAUACUUUAAACAUCACACAUUAGUUUUGCUCCACAUUUCUCCCAGGAAACAGCACCAUGUAAUCCUUUCUCUUGUUUUCUUUUUAUGAGAAGAGAAAUGAACCUAUCGGCAGAAAUAAAAAUAUUGUAAGUAGUCAUUAAAAUAAGGUUUGCAAAUUAACUGAUCUAAUAUU
Kogia breviceps (pygmy sperm whale) is the source of this 816-nucleotide messenger RNA. It is a transcript of the gene FAM240A, whose product is annotated as family with sequence similarity 240 member A. The record is from RefSeq and is a predicted model, not a curated record. Lineage: Eukaryota; Metazoa; Chordata; Mammalia; Artiodactyla; Physeteridae.